Molecule: messenger RNA, 1335 nt
Organism: Salvia miltiorrhiza (redroot sage)
Lineage: Eukaryota; Viridiplantae; Streptophyta; Magnoliopsida; Lamiales; Lamiaceae
Product: F-box protein At2g27310-like
Exons: 1
Coding region: 241-1206 (321 amino acids)
Molecular function (GO): protein binding
Source: RefSeq, a predicted model, not a curated record
UAACUGUCAUCAUGCAAAUGCUCGCACAACAAAUAACAUAAAUAAAAAACUUGUCGCACGAAAUGUUUUGGGGUUUAAAUUAAUUUCAUCGAAGUCAGCAUCGAUCCUAUAUAAGCCCCACACUCUUCCACAUUCAAAAUCAAACCCAAUCCACAAACAUUGCCGCUCCAAAUCAAAACUAUAUAAUCUUUUUAUUAAGCUUAAGAUUAAGUGUGUGUGAAUUAAAAGUAGAGAAAGUUUAUGGUUAUGUCUAGUUUUGGUUAUUCUUCCAUUUACUCGGAGUCCGCUCCCCUCGCCGGCAUCCACCCCGAUAUCAUCCAAUCCCACAUCUUGAGCAGGCUUGACGGCCCCACUCUCGCCACCGCCACCUGCACCUCCGCCGCACUCCUCUCCAUGUGCAGCGCCGAUCGCCUCUGGAGGGACAUCUGCACCUCCACCUGGCCCUCCACCGCCGCCUUCCCCUCCGGACACCGCUCGCUCUACUCCGAUGCCUUCCCCGCCUCCCGCCCCGUCCCCUCCGCCGCGCCGGCGGACACACCGGAAUUGAUCUCCGCCGUGGAUAUCUACUACGACGGCGCACCUCUGUACUCGAAGGUUUUCGCGACGGAGGCGCGUUCGGCGUGGUUCCUGAGCACGCCGCUCCGGCUGGAGCUCUUGGGAGGAAAGGAGACCGUGGCGCUUCCCACGGAGCCGGACGGCGGCGGCGGCGAGGCUCCGUGCGCCUCACGCGCCGCGGAGCGGCUCGGUGUGAGCUGGAUUGUGAUCGACCCGGCGCGGGGGCGGGCGGUGAACGUGGCGGGCCGGGCGGCGGUGGAGGCGGGGCGGGACUGGUUGAGCGGCGACAUACAGCUGCGGUACGCCUCCGUGGCGGAGGACGGCGAGAUGGUGUGGUGCUCGGUGGCGGUGACGUGCGGCGGGAAGGAAGGGGGCCGGCUGCGCGUGAAGGAGGUGAGCAUGCGGGUGGAGGAUUUAGAGGGGAGGCUUCUGAGUGGGGCGGAGUGCUUGAGAGUGUUGGGGGCGGCGAUGGAGGGGGGAAGGCGGAGGAGCGACGGAGUGGUAGAGAGAGAGAGUUAUCAGAGGUUUUUGAGGGUGAGGAGACGGUGUAGAGAGAAAAACCAGAGCAGAGAAAGGGGGUUGGACAUGGCCUGCGCCGCCACCGGAAUUUCUAUUUUCUUUGCAUUUUUCUUAUUUUUUUUGUUGAGAUAGAUCAUAAAAUCAGUGUGUAAUUGUAUGAAUGUGUGGACGUGAGUUCUAAUUAAAACAUAACUUCUUUUCUUUUUUCACUUGAAGGCGGAGAAGGAAUGAAAUUUAAAUCAUAAUACUAGAAUUUAUAAA